AUGAAGUUAUCAAAGUCAUUGGUUGCUGUAUAUGCAUUAAUUGGCGUAAAUGCCAUUGAUCCAACAACCACACUUGCGCCAACUGAUUUCAGGGUGAAUAUGAUUGAACUACAGGCCUAUUUAGCCGACAUUAAAGGCCACAUGAUGCAAUAUCUAAGUUUCCAAGGUGCUCAUCCUGAUCAACCAUACCCAAGUCAAAUGAUUGGCGCUGUCAUGUUUGGUAACACUAGCCCAUUGUCAGAGAUUGCACCAGAAACUAUCACAAUGAUGAUUACAGGUGUCCCUUGGUAUAGUGAGAGAUUGAUCGGUGCUAUUGCUAGUAGACUUGCUGAUGAAGGUAUUGCAACGGCAUGGCCUACCUCUUCAUCUAGCACCAAAACUACUACUACUAUGAGUACAUCAAAUUCAUCACCAACAUCAAUUAGUUCAUCAGAUUCUACUGCGUCUUCUGAUUCAACUUUCUCGUCUUCUGUUUCUUCUUCCUCUUCCACUUCUGUUACUUCUUCCACUUCUGCUUCCUCUUCCACUUCUGUUACUUCUUCCACUUCUGCUUCCUCUUCCACUUCUGCUUCCUCUUCCACUUCUGCUUCCUCUUCCACUUCUGCUUCCUCUUCCACUUCUGCUUCCUCUUCCACUUCUGCUUCCUCUUCUACUUCUGCUUCCUCUUCUACUUCUGCUUCCUCUUCCUCAUUAUAUGUGUCAGCUUUGUCUUCUGUAUCAGCUUCGAGUAGUCCCUCAUCACAUACUAGUUCAGUAGUUGCAAGCAACUCAUCCUCAUUCCCUACAUUAAUGAGUACUGUCAGCUCAACAGAAAGCGUUACAUCUCAUCAAGAGGCUUCUUUGAGCUCUUCAGUUACCAUAUCGAGUUCUUCUGUGGCUUUGACAUCAAAACAAACCAGUUCUCAGAAUUCUGCUUUUGCAAACAAGACAGUAUCAAUUCCUUCACCAUCAACCAGUAUAUUCACUGACACUGUCGGUAAAACUAUAACUAAGGUUAUCACAUAUUGCUCAGAAACCGACAAUCAAGGUAAUGUAGGUACCAGGACUUCAAGUUACACUAUUGACGCUUCAAAUGCAAAUCUUGACGCUACAGGAUCUUUAGUUGUAUCACGUGAAACUACAACAAAGUCACGGCGUCAAGAUGCUAGUGAGGCCAUCACAGGCAAAUCUCAUUCCCUAACAUCUUCUGUUUCUGUAGUUGAGCUACAUUCGAGCGCUGUAAUUUCUCAAUAUGCAGGUUCUGCUGCCAAUUUAAGUUGUUUGAGUAGAAUUGGAGCUUUAGCUACCUUGUUAGCUUUAUUGUUGCUAAGCUAA
Nakaseomyces glabratus is the source of this 1314-nucleotide messenger RNA. It is a transcript of the gene AWP7, whose product is annotated as SRP1/TIP1 family protein. The record is from RefSeq and is a predicted model, not a curated record. Gene Ontology annotation, cellular component: fungal-type vacuole; fungal-type cell wall. Lineage: Eukaryota; Fungi; Ascomycota; Saccharomycetes; Saccharomycetales; Saccharomycetaceae. Gene Ontology annotation, biological process: fungal-type cell wall organization. Gene Ontology annotation, molecular function: structural constituent of cell wall.